AUUUAUAAUGAAGCCACAUUUAUAACUUCUGCAUGUUCUCCUAGUUACGCUAUCAUUCUGCUGGAGAUCGCCACUCGCAGCGACCCCGUCCCAGCAGAGGAGUCUAAUCUGGAGAGUGCCUGGUGUCCUCCCCUGCCAGAGUUGAUUUCCAGUAAAGCCGACAACACCUGUCCCUGUCCUGCUGACUACGUAGAGCUGAUCCGGAGAUGCCGCUCCAAUAAUCCCGCCCACCGACCCACGUUUGAACAAAUCAAGAAGUUUGUUCACCGAAUCAACCCAAUCAAAGUCAGCCCAGUGGACAUGAUGAUGAACCUGAUGGAGAAGUACAGUAAACAUCUGGAGGUGUUGGUGGCCGAGCGGACUCAGGAUCUAAUGCACGAGAAACAGAGGACUGACAGGCUGCUAUACAGUAUGCUUCCUAAACAGGUAGCUGAUGACCUGCGGCAGGGGAAACCACUGCAGGCCCAGAGCUACGUCAGCGCCACCGUCUUCUUCAGUGAUAUUGUGGGCUUCACACAGCUGUCCAGCAGCAGCACACCUUACCAGGUCGUGGACCUCCUCAACAAACUCUAUACGACGUUUGACGACAUCAUCGACAACUACGACGUCUACAAGGUGGAAACCAUCGGAGACGCCUACAUGGUGGUGUCCGGUGUUCCCAAGGAGAACGGGAUCCUCCACGCCUCCGAGAUCGCCAGCAUGGCUCUGGACCUGGUGGGCGUCUGUCGCACCUUCAGGAUCCCCCACAAGCCGAACACACAGCUGCAGAUACGAGCGGGGAUACACUCCGGUCCAGUGGUGGCGGGGGUUGUAGGGACGAAGAUGCCUCGUUACUGUCUUUUUGGAGACACAGUCAACACAGCAUCCAGGAUGGAGUCCACCAGUCUGGCGCUGAAGAUCCAGUGCAGCUCCAGUGUGUUUUACCUGCUGGAGGAGAUCGGCGGCUACGUGCUGGAGUGCAGAGGGAUGCUGCAGGUCAAGGGGAAAGGGGACAUGGUGACUUACUGGUUGGAGGGAAAGAAGACGUCUCUGGCCUCCAAGGACGUCGGCGCCGACUCCAAGACGACCAAACACAUCCUCAUGGAGGCAGAGACGGAGACGGAGAAAGAGCAGGAGUUGUACUCCUCCAUACCGGGGUGUCUGAACAACGAUCUCCUCCUGGAUCCAGCCUGACCCCCAAAGAGUUUAUCAUUUGAUGUGAUUUCCUCAGUUGUCGUCAGUGUUUGUUGACUGUUAGUGUUACAUGUACGCAGCGUGUGGCUGUUUUAAUGUCAUUGAUCCCUGCAGCUUAAAUAUCUUAACUGGCAGGAAAAGUCAUUAUGCUAACAAAACUAGUUACUCUGUACGUCUUGAUAAUCACUGUCACACCUUAAAUUCUUUGACGCAGGCUGAUCUCAAAGACAGGCUUUUAUUUCUGGUCUCACAUUUUUAAGAAUAUUUGAUCAAAUUUUAGUAGGACUGGCCAUCGAGAACCGGUUCCAACUUUCAAAAAUCACGAUUCCAGCGGAAUCGUUUGGAAAAUUUGGUUUCGAAUAUGAUCUUUAGUUCCAAAUUUAACAUGCAAGUUUUGGUUUCCGUAGCAGCCACCAUACUUCCAGGCAAAGCUCAGGUCUGCACAGAACAAAACAUGACACACUUACUUCUUGCACGGGAGGAUGCACUAUGAAUAUAAUAUCUAUGCCUGCAUGAUGUACAAAUCAACAAGAAGUGUUUGUCGCGCUGCUCCGGUCUCACUGUCCUGUCUCGUCCUCCUCAGGCAACCCUGAACUAACAAGAAUUUCGUCACAAGUGAAACUGUAGUGAUGCAAGUUGCUUGACCAAAUUGCUAAAAUUAUGGCGAACAACGUUACUGUAAUGUGUUUUUUUUUCUAGAUAAAAGUACGCAAAUUUCUAAGACCUACCACUGCUAAUGUUAAACCGGAGACUCGGCGUGAAACUCCGUUCACCUUAGCCCAGAACCUGAGUUGAAAAUUUAUAAGAACCGCAAUCGAAAGGAAGAAUCACAAUCAUUGAAAUCAAAACGAUGCCCAACACUACAUUUUUGUAAGAAGCCCGCACUGUUUUGCGAUGUGACAGCCAGAGCCACUCACAGAAUCGUGAUAUUAAUCGGGCUGUGACGACACAACAAGACUAUUAUUUUAACACUAUUUUAAGCAAUCUUGAACGAUGAAUAUAUGACUGGUAAAAAAUUUAAUUUACCCGACUGAAAGUCACAUAAUGCAAAACAAUGCAGGUGCAUUUUGAAGUUACUUAAAUAUUGUAUGCGUUUUGUCUGUCCCCGUUCAUUGUUUCCACCGGGUUCCCAAAACGCUGCCACACAAACCAUUUAAAAGUGCAUCUUCUAUGCUAAUUUCACCCUCACACUCCUUCACGCUGAUAAUGUGAGACUUGCUUUUUAACUCGUUGAGAAAUAUCGACUAGCCGAGCAGCUACGAGACUUUUAAACUCAAACUCAUCCUCAGCACUGCUCCAUUGGAUUUACUUUAUUUCUGUUUACCAUUUUAUGAUUGCUUUAGUAUUACUGUAUAUCUGCUACAUAGCAGAAGGGAGUUACAAACUUAAUUUCACUUUACCACCCGUUGUGAUGUGACAAAUAAACCUACCUUCUAAAUAUUUUCCACCUCUACAACAUUAUUUCAGAGACAUUAGUGUUAUUAUAUAAACUGUAGUGUGCGUAUAGAUACGCUACAUUUCACAGCUUCUCGGAGCUAAACGUACCGGCUAGACUUUGAUUAGGACUGGCUGAAUAAAACAAUCGAUUUGCCAGUGAACAGCGAUCAUCAGUUGAAUAAUCCAAUAUUAUUACGUAAUGUUGUAGGACUCGAGACCGGUCUUAAGACCACUUUUUGAUGGUCUUGGUCUCGACCACAUUUGUACUCUGUCUUGUCUCGGUCUCAGACAUUGAAGACUCGGAAUUUUAUUAUAAGACCAGUCAAGACCAUAACUUUGGGAAAAAUCAAUAAAUUGCUUUUACAUUUUUACUGAUUUAUUUGUUAACAUCCAAACUUUGAUUGGAUGUAAAACGUAUCGCUUCAAAUGCAACCAAUAACCCUAAUUAACAAUGCAUUGUUCCCGUUAACGACUGUCCCCCCUCCCCACGAUGGUAAGCAUGGAAAAGGAGUGUUGAAAACAAACGCUUACAUUGAUUACAGCUCUUAGUGUUUGUAUGUGGGUGUUUUUAUUGGAAUGUGGAUCUUUCAGGUCAGUUUGAGAAGUACCUCUGAUCUCGUUCCACAUUUUACUGUGUGUCAUGUAAUGUGGAGAACUGGUAUCGGCCUUGACUUGGUCUCGGUUUGGGCGGUCUUGACUACAACACUAUUAUUAAGAUAUCUGCAUGUUUGCUUUUCUCUGUGAUUCUGUGUGUUCAGUGUGCAGACUGUGGCUACGUAUUGACUAUAACAGACCAAGUGUAUUAAAAAGUAAAAGCGCCUCCUGUGGAUUCUUCCGGUAGUUUCACGCUCGAACAGGCGGCUCAUCAACAUCUCUGCUGGCACGCACGUGUUGUAUAAAUAUUCAUGUCGCAUUGUUGAGCAGAUGGACGACUUGAAGAGACGGAGAUGAAGGGAUCUGUUUGCCCGUUAGCGGCAAAGAUGGCCGACAUGACAACAGAUGGUCAGAAGGAAGAAGAGGAGCAGGAGAGGACCUUAGAGAGAAGAAGAGGGGACGAGUUGAGGGGAAACGAGCCAGACACCAAACUUUAAUUUGUGAUGGAGAUAAUUAAUUCAGAUCAGAACAGAUAUGUGCAGGUCUGUUUCCUUUAACAGGUCGCGAUCAGCAGUGUUAUGAUCUCGUUAGCUGGAGUUUCCUGGUGCUCAUAUGAAGCCUGAUUUGUGGAAGCAAAGACGGGCUGUAAGGUUUUAAUUUUAUAAGCAGCUCAACACCAGUGAAACUGAACCACUCAGGAGGCCCAGGACGGACGGGGACAAUUACCAUGUGUGAUCAGAUACAGUCAUCAUUUCACUCAUACUGUGUAGACAUAGUUUCUGGGCUUUUCUAGAUUGCUGUUGGCUAAAGCUGUUUUGGUUGUUUGAUAGUAGGAGACAGCAGGUUUGAAUCGGGGCUGUAAGAUUUGAGUUUGGCAUUUCGGCUGCUGUCCGUGGUGCUGAUCAAAGGCUGCAGGUUUGCAUUUACAUGGAGUCUGUACACCCGUGUGUACACGAACGUGCUUUUUGUGGCGAGGCACACAAGAAAAAUAUUAACAUGGAGGGACAAUCACAAUUAUGUUAUGCUGCUGGAACCACUCCUGAAUUUAGAAUAUUGUAUUUUUGAAAAUCUAUCUUGUAUGAUAUGAAUUCGAGUACUGUAAUAUUCAAAAGGACCUAAAUGUUUGUGGUUGCCAGCCACUUUUCCACUUUUCUUUCUUGAAUCACGUGACAAAGGAAGUUUGAACGAUUCCUUUCAGGCUUGUACUUCUGGAUUUCACCAAUCCAGCUUGAUUUUUGGAUUCCAAAAAAAAGGAGCAAUUUAAUUUGAGCAACUUGAAAAUCAUUUUUGGUGGCAGCAUGUCUCUGCCUCCGUUAAGUCAGCCCAGGUCCGGUUCAGACUCAAACAGCUGUUGGAUGUUGUGGUUCAGACGUUCAUGUUUCCCGCCAGGAUGAAUUCUAAUAACUUCGUUGACCCCC
Molecule: messenger RNA, 4622 nt
Organism: Micropterus salmoides (largemouth bass)
Lineage: Eukaryota; Metazoa; Chordata; Actinopteri; Centrarchiformes; Centrarchidae
Product: atrial natriuretic peptide receptor 2-like
Biological process (GO): receptor guanylyl cyclase signaling pathway; intracellular signal transduction; cGMP biosynthetic process
Molecular function (GO): guanylate cyclase activity; peptide receptor activity
Source: RefSeq, a predicted model, not a curated record